Molecule: messenger RNA, 2082 nt
Organism: Fragaria vesca subsp. vesca
Lineage: Eukaryota; Viridiplantae; Streptophyta; Magnoliopsida; Rosales; Rosaceae
Product: UDP-glucuronate:xylan alpha-glucuronosyltransferase 2-like
Exons: 3
Coding region: 154-1959 (601 amino acids)
Biological process (GO): xylan biosynthetic process
Molecular function (GO): glycosyltransferase activity
Source: RefSeq, a predicted model, not a curated record
GCAAGCUCGCUGUAGCUGAAGUUCCUUUCUCAAAUGUUCUAGUCAUCACCAUGAUCGACUAGUGCUUAUCAAGUUUUACCGUAAAGCAGAAACUUCGGUGCACUAUAAAUACGCACGAUCGAUCGGUGUGAUCACAACCCCAGAAAGGUUAAGAUGAUUGAAGGAAAUGGUUUCCAGAAGCUGUCGAAGAUCGCUUCUUCGAAGGCUUUGGUCAUCCGAGUCAACCUGGUUUUCCUUGCUCUCUUUUUUGUUGUUUACGCUGGUCUUCUUCUCCAGCCGUCUGCCACUAUCUAUUACCAGAACGCAGCAGUAUCUCUGCUUAGGUGCUCAUUUAGCGACUGCCAUCAGAAGGGUAAGGUGGAUGAUGGCGUUAAGAUGAUGAAGCAGGUAGUGAAGGAGACAAAAGAGGAUUAUAUAGUCACACGGCGUGAAGGGUUGAAUGCGAGUACUAAAAUGGAGGUGCCGAGCUUUUUGGAAGGAAGAAUAAGGAAGGGGAUUAAGAUUGGGAUGGUGAAUAUGGAAGAAGAUGAUGUCAGCGAGUGGAAGAGGUUUGGAAAGGUCAUACCAGUUCGUUUCAACCGGGUUUCAGAGUUUUUCAAAUGGGAGGAUUUAUUUCCUGAGUGGAUUGAUGAAGAGGAAGAGACUGAUGUGCCAUUUUGCCCGGAGAUACCAAUGCCGGAGUACCGAAAUUACGACAGGAUGAACCUCGUGGUAGCUAAAUUGCCGUGCAAGUACCCGGAGGAGGGGUGGAAUAGGGAGGUGUUUAGGCUGCAAGUCCAUCUCAUAGCGGCGAAUCUGGCCGUGAAGAGAGGAGCCAAGGACAGGAAUUUGAAGACAAAGGUGGUGUUUUGGAGCAAAUGUAGGCCAAUGCUUGAGAUUUUUAGGUGCAGUGACUUGGUGAAACAAGAAGGAGAUUGGUGGUUGUAUGAGGCAGAUAUGGCAAAGUUGAAGCAAAAGGUGUCGUUGCCUGUUGGCUCUUGCAAUCUGGCUUUGCCUCUCUGGGGACAAGGAAUCGACGAAGUGUAUGACCUGUCCAAGAUCCAAGGCUCAACAAAGAAUGCAGCCAAAGAAGCCUACGUGACCGUCCUCCACACAACGGGCUCCUACGUCUGCGGCGCCAUAACCUUAGCUCAGAGCCUCCUCCAAACCGGCACGAAGCGCGACCUCGUCCUCCUCCUCGACGACUCCAUCUCCGCCCCCAAACGCGACGCCCUCGCCGCCGCCGGCUGGAAGCUCCGGUUCAUAAACCGUAUCCGAAACCCUAAAGCCCAAAACGGCACCUACAACGAGUACAACUACAGCAAGUUCCGCCUCUGGCAGCUCACGGACUACGACAAGGUCAUCUUCAUCGACGCCGACAUCGUUGUACUUCGAAACCUCGACCUCCUCUUCCACUUCCCUCAGAUGUCGGCCACCGGCAACGACAUCCACCUCUUCAACUCCGGCGUCAUGAUCAUCGAGCCCUCCAACUGCACCUUCCAGCACCUAAUGGACCACCGUGACGACAUCGUUUCGUACAACGGAGGCGACCAGGGCUUCCUCAACGAGAUCUUCGUGUGGUGGCACCGACUUCCGAGAAGGGUUAACUACUUGAAGAACUUCUGGUCCAACACCACGCUCGAGCAGAAGAAGAAGGACGGGCUGUUCGGGGCGCACCCGCCGAAGCUGUACUCGAUACAUUACUUGGGGUUGAAGCCAUGGCUGUGUUACAGGGACUAUGACUGUAACUGGGACAUACAAAACCAGUUCGUGUACGCGAGUGACGCGGCACACCGGAGGUGGUGGGAGAUUCACGAUAAGCUGGACGAGAAGUUGCAGAAGUUUUGUCUGUUGACCAAGGAGAGAAGGACUAAUGUGAACUGGGAGCGGAGGAAGGCUAGAAAAUUGAAGUUUCCCAAUGGACACUGGAAAAUCAAUAUUACAGAUCCUAGACGAAAACAUACUGUGGAAGACGAGUAGGAUUUGUACAUUUUCUUUAUGCUUGUUCCACUUAAAAAUUUUUGUUUACAUAAUGCCCCUGUGUUCAUAUCAUAUGUGGGAUGUUUUUCUUGAUAAAUUAUCACAGUGUGACAGAUUUUACAU